CCUCGUGUAGCGGCGAGCAGCGGUGCUAGUCUGGGCCGCUGUUGGUGAGCUUGGUUGGCGGCGGUGCGGGAUCCCCAAAAGUGGCAGCGGGAACUGAGGGCUGAGCCUUGGCACGGGGCCCUAGAAGCUGGCGUCUAUUCUCCCCUGCGCGUUGAUUUGGGGCGGGGUCACACCUGCAGACUCGCGGCUGUGGCUGUCCCCGGCUCUGAGGGCGGGCGGCACUUCCGCCCGGUUAGCCUCGGAGGGCAGAGCCCCGCGUGCUCUAGCCAGCCCGCGUGGUGAACGAGCCCAGCUGCCCUUGCUCCUCCGGAAGCGUUGACUGGACCAAGGUCAUCCCCUGGUCUUCCUGAGCUAGUGCUUAGAGCCCGGUGUGGCGCCCGUGCUGUGUUCUGACGCCAGGUGGUGGGCUUCCCUGAGGAGGACAUCAUGGAAGGGCUACUGACAAGAUGCAGAGCAUUGUGUACCCUGGCCACCUGCAGUCUCCAGCUCUCCAGAUGUGUUCCCCACAGGUGUCACCACUGUGCUCCAGAGAAAGGGCAGCGCCUGGUAUUGUCUAAAAUGUUCCAGCCACAGAACCUUCGGGAAGACCAGAUGCCCAUCCCGGAGGGCAAAUCUGACAGCUUGACCUGUAAGAGCCAGAGAUUGAUGCUGCAGGUGGGCCUGAUCCUCCCAGCCAGCCCCGGCUGUUACCACCUCCUGCCGUACACUGUACGUGCCAUGGAGAAGCUUGUGCGGGUGAUAGACCAGGAGAUGCAGGCCAUUGGGGGACAGAAAGUCAACUUGCCCAGCCUCUGCCCGGCAGAGCUCUGGCAAGCCACCGGCCGCUGGGACCUGAUGGGCAAAGAGCUGCUUAAACUUAGAGACAGGCACGGCAAAGAAUACUGCUUAGGACCGACUCACGAGGAAGCUGUGACAGCCCUGGUUGCCUCCCAGAAAAAACUGUCCUACAAACAGCUCCCCUUCCUGCUCUACCAGGUGACAAGGAAGUUUCGGGAUGAGCCCAGACCCCGCUUUGGUCUUCUCCGUGGCCGGGAAUUCUACAUGAAGGAUAUGUACACCUUUGACUCCUCACCAGAGGCUGCCCAGCACACCUACAGGCUGGUUUGUGAUGCCUACUGCAGCCUAUUUGACAGGCUAGGGCUGCCGUUUCUCAAGGCCCAGGCAGAUGUGGGCAGCAUUGGGGGCAUGCUGUCUCAUGAGUUUCAGCUCCCAGCAGAUGUUGGAGAGGACCAGCUUGCAGUCUGUCCCAGUUGCAACUUCUCAGCCAACAUAGAGCUGCUAGACCCAUCACAAGCAAACUGCCCUACCUGUCAGGGCCCACUGACACAAACCAAAGGCAUCGAGGUGGGGCACACGUUCUACUUGGGUACCAAGUACUCCUCCAUUUUCAAUGCCCAGUUUACCAAUGCCCAUGGCAAACCAUCCCUGGCUGAAAUGGGGUGCUAUGGCUUGGGGGUAACACGGAUCUUGGCUGCUGCCAUUGAAGUGUUUUCUACAGAAGACUGCAUCCGCUGGCCCAGCCUCCUGGCUCCUUACCAAGUCUGCCUCCUCCCCCCUAAGAAGGGCAGCAAGGAGACGGAGGCCACCGAGCUAACUGGGCACCUGUAUGACCACAUCACAGAGGUAGUGCCUCAGCUCCGUGGGGAAGUUGUGCUGGAUGACAGGACCCAUCUGACCAUUGGAAACAGGCUGAAGGAUGCCGACAAGUUGGGCUACCCCUUUGUGAUAAUCACUGGCAAGAGGGCCCUGGAGGACCCCGCACACUUUGAGGUUUGGUGCCAGAACACUGGUGAGGUGGUCUUCCUCACCCAAGAGGGAGUCAUGGAAUUACUGAGGACACAAGUGCAGGUUGUCUGAGGGCCACAGCCCUGCUCCAUCCUACAGCCAACAUGGCCACUUGCACUGCACUUGCUCCCCUACUCUAGGUAUGCCAUUCCUUUUAUAGUCCAUUCUGGAAGCUUCUGUGAGGAGGCCAAGGAGCAUGAAAGAGACUUGAGUCUGGUCUUGGCUCUUGGGUGAAUCAUUUCCCCUCUCAACUAAGUUUCUCUGUACAUAGGAGGGGAAUGUUGAUGGCCAAGGACCAUCUGCUUCUCCCACCCAUUCUAGAGUCUGAGUCUGUGAAGCCUGAGGAAAGCUGGGUGUUGGUAUUUCACAGUAUUCCUAGCUAGUCAGGAGGCUGAG
Dipodomys ordii (Ord's kangaroo rat) is the source of this 2181-nucleotide messenger RNA. It is a transcript of the gene Pars2, whose product is annotated as prolyl-tRNA synthetase 2, mitochondrial (putative). NCBI's taxonomy places the organism in Eukaryota, Metazoa, Chordata, Mammalia, Rodentia, Heteromyidae. The record is from RefSeq and is a predicted model, not a curated record. The transcript is spliced from 2 exons. Gene Ontology annotation, biological process: prolyl-tRNA aminoacylation. Gene Ontology annotation, molecular function: ATP binding; proline-tRNA ligase activity. Gene Ontology annotation, cellular component: mitochondrion; cytoplasm. The coding region runs from base 427 to 1857 and encodes 476 amino acids.